Emys orbicularis (European pond turtle) is the source of this 4001-nucleotide messenger RNA. It is a transcript of the gene STAU1, whose product is annotated as staufen double-stranded RNA binding protein 1. Lineage: Eukaryota; Metazoa; Chordata; Testudines; Emydidae. Bases 211 to 2301 code for a protein of 696 amino acids. The record is from RefSeq and is a predicted model, not a curated record. The transcript is spliced from 16 exons. Gene Ontology annotation, biological process: anterograde dendritic transport of messenger ribonucleoprotein complex; intracellular mRNA localization; protein localization to synapse. Gene Ontology annotation, cellular component: cytoplasmic stress granule; neuron projection; neuronal cell body. Gene Ontology annotation, molecular function: double-stranded RNA binding; mRNA binding.
GCCCGCCUGCCCGCCCGCAGCACCAGCCGGCCCGGGAGCCGCAGCCCAGGCAGCCAGGCUUUCUCCAACAUAAAUACCCUCCUUGGAACUAAAACCAAAACUUCACUGUCCCUGGAUCACCUAAAGGUAGACCAUUAGGCUCCAUCGCACUGAAUUAACCUGCAUUCAAAGCUGUCUACCUGCAGUAAUUCACUUUGGUUGCAAGUGAACAUGUCUCAAGUUCAAAUUCAGAAUCCAUCUGCUGCUCUCUCAGGGAGCCAAAUAUUGAAUAAGAACCAAUCUCUUUCGCAGCCUUUGAGUAUUCCUUCUACCACUAGUUCUCUGCCCUCUGAAAAUGCAGGUAGACCUCUUCAAAACUCUGCUUUACCUUCUGCAUCUGUUACAUCCACCAGUGCAGCUGCAGCUCCUUCUAACAUGGCAAACCCCAAAGAGAAAACCCCAAUGUGUCUUGUGAAUGAGUUAGCCCGUUUCAACAAGAUUCAGCCUGAGUAUAAGCUUUUGAGCGAGCAAGGUCCAGCUCACUCUAAGGUGUUUACAGUGCAGCUGACUCUUGGGGACCAGCACUGGGAAGCUGAAGGAACUAGUAUUAAAAAAGCUCAACAUGCGGCAGCUGCCAAAGCUUUGGAAGGGACAAAAUUUCCUAAACCUACAGCUCGCCCGUCUCGUAGUGAAGGAAAGAAUCCAGAUAGUGUAACCCCCACAGUGGAGCUAAAUGCUCUUUGCAUGAAGCUGGGAAAGAAACCUAUGUACAAACCUAUUGACCCUUACACAGGGAUGAGAUCUACCUACAACUAUAAUAUGAGAGGUGGUGCUUAUCCUCCACGGUACUUUUACCCAUUUCCUGUUGGACCCUUACUUUAUCAAGUUGAGCUCUCUAUUGGAGGACAGCAGUUUCAUGGGAAAGGAAGAACAAGACAGGCUGCUAAGCAUGAUGCAGCUGCUAAAGCACUGAAAAUUCUGCAAAAUGAGCCCCUGCCUGAGAAACCAGAGGUUAAUGGAAAAGAAUCAGAUGAUGAAAAUCUCAAUAAAUCUGAAAUAAGUCAAGUGUUUGAGAUUGCCCUUAAAAGGAACUUGCCUGUGAAUUUUGAGUUUUUCCCUCUGAAACAGGUGACAAAGGAAAGUGGUCCUCCCCAUAUGAAGAGCUUUGUAACCAAGGUGUUCGUUGGAGAAUUUAUGGGUGAAGGUGAAGGAAAGAGCAAGAAGAUCUCAAAGAAAAAUGCUGCAAUAGCGGUCCUAGAGGAACUGAAAAAACUGCCACCUCUUCCUAUGGUUGAGAAAAUGAAGCCACGAAUCAAAAAGAAAACAAAAUCAAUAGUGAAGCUGCAAACAAGCCCAGAAUAUGGCCAAGGAAUGAAUCCCAUUAGCAGACUUGCUCAGAUACAGCAGGCCAAAAAAGAGAAGGAGCCAGAGUACAUGCUCAUCACAGAACGUGGUCUUCCAAGGCGCAGGGAGUUUGUUAUGCAGGUGAAAGUUGGCAUGCACACAGCUGAAGGAAUGGGUACGAACAAGAAAGUGGCUAAACGCAAUGCGGCUGAAAACAUGCUGGAGCUUUUAGGUUUCAAAGUCCCCCAACCUCAACCCCCAAAGCCAGCACUAAAGACAGAAGAGAAGACGCCAGUAAAGAAACCAGGCGAUGGAAGAAAAGUAACCUUCUUUGAACCAGGCACUGAAGAAACUUCAGCUAGUAAUAAAGAUGAUGAGUUUAGGAUGCCUUAUCUCAGCCAUCAGCAGCUUCCUGCUGGAAUUCUUCCCAUGGUCCCAGAGGUUGCACAAGCUGUAGGAGCCAAUCAAGGACACCACACCAAAGAGUUCAACAGGGCAGCCCCUAAUCCUGCCAAGGCUACAGUAACAGCCAUGAUUGCUAGAGAGCUGUUAUAUGGUGGUACAUCUCCUACUGCUGAGACCAUAUUGAAGAAUAACAACUCAUCAGGCUAUGUACCCCACGGACCACUCACUAGGCCCUCUGAACAAUUGGACUAUCUUUCCAGUGUUCAGGGAAUCCAGGUGGAAUACAAAGACUUUCCAAAAAAUAACAAGAACGAGUUUGUAUCUCUUAUAAACUGUUCCUCUCAGCCACCACUGAUCAGCCAUGGAAUUGGAAAGGAUGUAGAAUCUUGCCAUGAUAUGGCUGCACUGAACAUUUUAAAGUUGCUGUCUGAGUUGGACCAACAAAGUACAGAGAUGCCACGACAAGGAAAUGGACCAAUGUCUGUAUGUGUGAAACAAGAAAUGGAAAGUGACCCUCUCCUCAAACCGGCUAACUCAAACACUUUGGGACAAACACUGGACAGCACUGCCUGAAAAGGCUUUUGACUGGACCCAAACCUGAAAGCACCAGAGAAAAUCAAAUGCUUCCUAUUAAUGUAACCUAACUGUUUUAGAGUACUACAGUCUUUCCAACCUACUGUAGUAUCUAAAUCAUAACCGUUGCUUUUUCUUCAAAGUGAUAAAUUUUUAGUUUCAUGAUACUGUUUUGAUUGAAAUGACACUAUAAAUUUUUCAUUUAAAAGUUUCUUAAUUGUAUCUAGAACAAUAGCACAGUUUAGAAACUUUGUCUUCUGAGACUGAUGUUAUCUGUGAACUAACUUGGGAAGAUCAUAUCCAUGUAUGUGGUUAUUUUGUUUUUAUUGAAAUAGCAAAGUUUCAUUGGAAACAAAUUGUGUGCCCUCCAUUUAAUAAUAAUAAAAAAAAAAGUCAAGGACUUUGGCAAACUUAACUUAAUUCUCAAAACGGUUGUAUGAAUUAAACAUUUUAGGAAUUUUAAACUUUGAUUUUUUUGGUUAAUUUCUAGUUUUCUUGAGGGGGAUGGGGGGACUUGAAUGCAACAGGAGUUUAAAUAAUCUCUGAUCUAUGUUUUAAAGAUUGUGUGUGUGUAUAUAUAUAUAUAUAUAGUGGCACACAACUCACUACAUUACAGGAUAUGAUCUCAAUGUAGUGCAUAUAAAACUGCAGAUUGAUUUUCCUUGAGUGCUUUAUACUGUUUAAUUACAUCUCCAUGUAGGGCUGAAAAAAAUUACCUAUGUUUAUAUAUAAACUGUGUUGCUUUUGAUGUUGUGUUAUUGCGCACAAUUCUGUGUGCAAUAAGUUUUUUGCAUAUGGUCCAGGUAAAGCACGAUAGCCUUGCAAGUUAAGUACUGCUUCAGUUCAUUGUUUACGCUGGAAUUUUUUCUCCCCAUGGAAUGUAAGUAAAACGUAGUGUUUGUCUCAAAUAAAUGGUAAUACUAAAAAAAUUUUGGUUAAUUUAUUCUUGUAUGCCAUUACUGGGGCUCCUUUUUGAUAGGAUUUGUAAUGCUUGUGAUAUAGUACGGGCUGUAAUGUAAAACUAUGAAGUAACUGUACAAUGGUUAAUCAAUAACCUAUAAAUAACUACUUUUUAGUAAUGUGGAGGUUGUGACAAACUGGCUAGGUCAAGGAAAUUCAAAAGUAAUAUGGGUACACUCUGUCUUUGGUGCCACAAUGUCUAGCUUAAAUACAUUAAUGGGAGUCUUACAAAAUUAUAACAUGAUUUUGAAAAGCAACAUGGCAUAGCAGGUUGAAAUGAUAUCAAUACUUAGAUCUCUACUUUUAAGUUUUCUUGCUUGCUUGUAAUUUGUGUCAUAAUCUUAGCUUUGCACAGAGUAAUUUUUUGGGGGUACUACUUAAACACCCAAAACCUUCCCUCUAGCAGCAAGAAUUGGCACCAUAGACUGACACAUAACAGUGUAACAUUUGGAUGUGAACUACCUUAAAUGUAUAUUUAACUGGUACCCUGUAGCAGCUCUUCCUAAAUAUCUACAUGCAGUAUGUGAAGUAAAUGUUCUUCUGAAAAGCAGUUACUGCACAUGCUGUUUAUUCAAAGUUAAAUGUCUCGGCCAUAUUAAACCUUAUUUUGUUCACAUUAUUAAGCAAUUGGGCCAUACUAACUGCUUACCAAAUUUUUAUUAAAUCAAAGUUGUUUUUGAUCAUUAUAAGUGCAAAAAGCAUUGUAAAGUUUUUUUACAUUUGUAGAACUAAAAUGCUGU